Drosophila melanogaster (fruit fly) is the source of this 1384-nucleotide messenger RNA. RefSeq lists its product as uncharacterized. Bases 13 to 1299 code for a protein of 428 amino acids. The record is from RefSeq and is marked reviewed. The transcript has a single exon. Lineage: Eukaryota; Metazoa; Arthropoda; Insecta; Diptera; Drosophilidae.
UUUAAAGCCAAGAUGCGGAUGCUAAACUAUCUGAACUAUAUUUUAAUCGCUGUGAUUGCUUUUGCGACUUGUGAGUCACAAAAACUCGAGGAAAUUGCAAUUGAUAGUUUGGAUUGCCGCGAAAAUACGUGCACGAAUUUGAAAUACCCUUCUGCUUCAGCAGUUGCCUACUUCUCAGAAAAUGUGACUAAACAUUUGAGAAAGUACGAAACUCUCGUUCUUCACAGCUCCGAUUUGGCCAAUUUGCCGAGAAAAAUCUUUUUGAACCUUCCUCAACUUGUGGAAUUCCAUGUAUUGGAGUGUGAGCUUCAGCAAAUUGAAAGUGUAUGUUUUGAUGGUGCCAAGAACUUGAAAAGAUUGAAUUUUGGAGGUAAUGCCCUGCGAGUUUUGGAUAGCAACACUUUUGAAUUGGCCACUCAACUGGAGGAACUCAACUUAUCGGACAAUCAAUUGGAGGAUCUGCCCACCACCAUAUUUCGACCCCUGAAGAACCUUCAGAAGAUCAACUUAUCCAACAAUCGGUUAAUCACUUUAUCCCAGCACAUCUUCUCACAACUGGGAUCGCUUAAAUCCAUCAAUGUGGACAGUAAUCAGCUAGUGGAACUGCCUGGUGAACUUUUCCGGGAUCAGCGGAAACAUUUGUCAGAAUUCUCAGCCCAAAGUAAUCAACUAGUGCGGAUUCCUUUCAAUAUAUUUCGUGAAAUAGAUCAUCUCUCGCUCUCGUUUAAUCCUCAACUCAGAAGACUCCAUCUAUCAGCUAAAAUCAAUGAGCUGGAGGCCACCAAUUGUGAUCUCGAGUCAGUGGAGUUGGAUGGUCGAGUGAUUGGUGUCCAAUUGGAGGCAAACCCAAAGCUGCAUGAGUUGAAGAUUUCGCAGCCCCAGGAUCUGGAGCAUCUUUACUUGGCCAAUACCAAUCUGUAUAGACUUGACUUUCUGUCCAAGGCCAGUAAGCUCGUUGACUUGGAUGUAACGGACAUUGUAAAUCUCGCGGAUUUACCCAAAAUUACCUCAGCCAAGGGAUUGGAAAGAUUGAGUUUUACCUACGACAACUUGACUUCGAAUCACAUGGACAUGUUGCCCCAUCUGAAGGAUCUCAACUACUUGGAGAUAAGUCACGAGAAGGGAAAGGAGAUCUUUAUCAAGGAUCUGGAUGAGGAUUUCUUUGUCGAGGAAGCGGAACUCAAUUGCGGCCAGUUGGCGGAUCUGUUGGAGUUCGUCGAACUGCCUAAGGACACAACCAUUUUGGAAGAUAGAUUAGUUGGAGAUCCUCGAGGGCCAAUGAGAUGUGGAAUGGCAUAGAAAAAUAAUCUAUUAAAUGGGAAAUAGUAUUAAAAUUCCUACUUAUUUAUACUAAUGAGAAAAUAUUAUAUAAAUGAAACUGCAU